Dichotomopilus funicola is the source of this 693-nucleotide messenger RNA. RefSeq lists its product as uncharacterized. Gene Ontology annotation, biological process: formation of translation preinitiation complex. Gene Ontology annotation, molecular function: RNA binding. The record is from RefSeq and is a predicted model, not a curated record. NCBI's taxonomy places the organism in Eukaryota, Fungi, Ascomycota, Sordariomycetes, Sordariales, Chaetomiaceae. Bases 1 to 693 code for a protein of 230 amino acids. The transcript is spliced from 2 exons.
AUGUUCAAGAAAGAUCUCCACGGCUCGCCAAAACAAAAACUCAAAUCCUCCAUCCAGCGUUCAAUCCGGCAGUCCAUCCUCACGACCUACCCUCUCCUAACCCCGCACAUCGACGAGGUGCUGCCCAAGAAGGGCUCCCUCGAGCAGAUCAAGCUGCCCGACCGCGUGCUGCUGUACGUGAUCGAGGGCCACCCACUCGUAUACCAGCAGGACAACAAUGGCGUGCUGCUCCCGCAUUUGCGCCUGGUGCACCGGUUCCCGCAGUGCUUCCCCACUAUACGUAUCGACCGCGGCGCUAUUCGGUUUGUGCUGUCUGGCGCCACGCUGAUGGCGCCUGGGCUGACGAGUAAGGGCGGGCGGUUGCCGAUUCCGGUAGAUCGGGAUGCUGUGGCGGCCGCGGCUGGGGGUGGGAACGAGGCGAAAAAGGCGAGUGAUGGGGGAGAUGAUGAGGGGGAGGGGAAGGAAGAGGAGGGUGCUAAGGUGCCAAAUGAGGGCCCAGAUGAGGAGGGGCAUUGGAGCCGGGAAUUGGAGAAGGGAGAGCCGGUAGUGAUUAUGGCUGAGGGGAAGGAGGAAGCUGCGGCUGUGGGCGUGUUGGUGAUGGGGACGAAGGAUAUCAAGGAGAAAGGGAAGGGGCCGGUGGUGGAGGAAGCACAUUUCCUUGGGGAUGGGCUGUGGCGGUUGAACAUAGACUAG